Messenger RNA from Helianthus annuus (common sunflower), 914 nucleotides. RefSeq lists its product as uncharacterized. The transcript has 8 exons. The record is from RefSeq and is a predicted model, not a curated record. Bases 177 to 560 code for a protein of 127 amino acids. Lineage: Eukaryota; Viridiplantae; Streptophyta; Magnoliopsida; Asterales; Asteraceae.
AAUUUUAGGUGAAGAGCUUCUUUCAGACUCCUUCCCCUACAAGGAACUAUUGAAUGGGUUCCUAUGAGAAGUUGAAGAAAAGUUAUGGAUAAUGAAAACAAUGCUCCUUCGUUAUUAAAGUCGAUUGAGGACUAUGAUCCUAUAUUUUUCGAAUUGUUCGUCGACCAAAAACAGUUAUGGAUCAUGAAAACAACGCUCCUUCGUUGUUAAAGUUGAUUAAGAACUAUGAUCCUAUAUUUUUGGAAAUACCAUAUGAUUUUGCAACCUUAUUGUGGGGAGAACAACUUCCAUAUGUCAAUGUCUUAAAAUUAGUGAUGAUGAUUUAUCUUAUGGAUCCUAAAAACAACUCUCAUUCGUUGUUAAAGUUAAUUGAGGAAUAUGAUCCUAUAUUUUUGGUGUUUAUUUUGGAUGGUCCGGAGUUUUUGGCUGCAACUAUGUUGGACAGAGAUAUGCUUGCUAUUGCUGUAAAUUGGUACCAUGUCGGUUGGUUUUGCUUGGUAAGAUUUGUGACGAUGCGUCGGACAAACAACAUUGGGAAAAUAUACAGCCUUGAGCCUUGAUGACCAAUGUAUAUCUCUAUUUGAGGAAUUCUCCAAAGAUCCAGAGCCGAUUGUUUCAUAGAGCUAUGAAGUUGCGUUAAACAUACUGGAUUUUGAAUGAUCCGACAAACCAUUCGAGGUACUUGGAAGAUUAAGUCUCUUAUCUGGGUGGUUGUUACAGGUUUAGGAUGUUAAAUGAUUUUGGAUGUACUCUGCGAUGUCGAUGAUGCAGAGAUGUUGGUGAAGCUUAGGUUAACAACUUCAUGUGUAUAUUUUAAUGAAUAAAGUUUUUGUUGUUUAUAUUUUCUAAUUUAAACUUUUAAUUAACUUCUAAAUUUAAUUAAAUGAGUUUGUUUUGCAGGUUCGAACAACUUC